UACUAUAUAUAUGUUUUUUUAUUGUUUUUUUAUUGUUUUUUUAUCUGAACUUCACAUGCUCUGAGGGUUAUGUAAGUGGAUGACUCUUGCCUACCAUGAGAAUUCAUUCCUCGUCUAUUCAAUGUUCCAUUUAAUUCAAUUUAAUUCCAUUAAUUCCAUUAAUUUCGUCCAAUACCAAGUAGGAAGGCACUACGCUAACCUACUGCAAGUACAGUAUGCUUCUUUCCUAUUGAUCAUCAUCUUCAUACAAUCAUUUUAUCAUUCACCAUUUAACAUCUACCACCCCUCUUUUCUUCCUUUUCCACCUUUUUCUCUUUUCUUCAACAUUGAACCCAACACCUGUCCCAAAAGUCAUCCACCAUCAUUGGACUCUCGUCAACCAACAUUAACCGAUUAUAUUCAGUAGACUUUGGCGCAAUUGCUGAAUGUGUCUCCAUAUUACGAGGCAAACGCGGCUACGAUGACACGGUUCCGGCAAGCGUCAAAGGAAAGAAUCCAAUCAUCCCAUAUUUUAUUUUAUAGGUCUUUGCAGCCUCGCACAUACUGGAGCUUAUCCAGGCCUCAUUGACCCGGGUUCUUCUAACCUUUCCUAUAUUGCUCUAGUAAUAUAGAGUCCUGGGUUUAUCUGUACCUCACUUUGGCCUUUCAAUCUACAUCUCAACUCCAAACCAUGGAGAGUGAGGAGUACAUCUUCCGGCAAUGUCAAUUUGAGGGAUGCGACGCCACCAUCUUGAUCCGAGGACCCUAUUGUGCACAACACACAAAUGGCCAAAGCUCCAUACCCACAAAAAAUAUGGCAUCUUCCGCCGUGCCAAAUCAACGCCAGCCUAGUAAUAAUGUCCAGCCUCUGCCGAAGCAGAAUCCAGCACAGCCUAACGGCCAAUCUCCCACCAUAGCCCCACAAGAGGACAAGUUUUGUGAAGCUAUCACUGUCAAAACAUCACUCCUCCCACAAGGACAUGCGAGCGAGAAAAAGCAACUUUCUGACAAGAGAGUCGCAAGGAAGACUACUAGCACUACAUACUCUAAGUCAAAGCAGAGCCCUAGUUCAAUACACGGUCCCGAUAUCAAGGCUUCUUCGGAUCGCGCCCCUGUCAAGGAUGCGCUAUCCGUGGGCCAACGACCAGUAAAGAGACUGCGUUUAUUUAAUGAUGAGUUCAAAUCAGAACGGGUAGUUCAUCAAGCCUCAUUUACGGAAAGUAGCUCGCAUAUGUCUUCCAGAUUCCAGUCAGUUGAUGCUGAAAGGCGCGACAUUGGAUUCAUCGAGCCUUCUGAUUUCGCCCUUCGACCAAACAAGGGAGGAUCGAUUCCACUGGAGACAUCCUUUGGACUCGGGAAACAUGACAUAAAAGCUCAUGUUUCGAAAUUCAAGCCUAAUCAUCCACCUCGCAACUCCAAGCCCCAUAAUACCGGAACUCGAACAGUGAUAGACCUCACAGGAGAUGACGACUUGCCACAGCCACAGGUGCGGUCAUCUAAUAAUAUCCACGUAGAUCAAAAUAUCAACACAAUCAAUAAUAUUGGAAAUUCCCCCAAAGAUUCUCAAAUUACGAACCAUGAAGUGGAUUCUGGAUUUCAAUCUAAAGGGAAGUCUAUAGAUGUGCACGUGUCUACGAAUUUAGGUGGAAGUAAAGACAAAGAAUACCCCGAAGGUUCUAAUCGGAACGAACAAGAUCGUGCUAGUAAGAGUAGCUCGAGUCCGAUACCUCGUUUUAUCCCAAAGACCCAUGAUAUAAACAUAGCUCCUCGCUCCGAGCCGGCUGUAUUGUCACCGGGCUCAAGAUUUGCGCAGUUCGACCCGGGUUUUCUCGAACGGAGUUCACGGGCCGCUUUCCAAGCAUCCUUGCCUAAACCAGACAACGGGAAUGCCGUUUCAAACAACGUUCCGUCUGCAAUUGCCUCUCCCAGGUCAACCGUACCAUCGGAGACCCAUAACAAUAAUGAUAUUGACGAACCUACGGGACCGUUUUCGGAAUCAAGCAUAGAGACGGAUAGAUGCGUCCGUGUAACCAUCGAGGCAAAAUCUAUACUUGGCAGGCAUAGUACUAAUGGUGUCUCACAAGAGACUCGAGCGAAUGACUUGAAUGUCUUCCCACAAUCCGGUUUCCAGCGAACAGCCACUCCAACCAGCCAGUCUCAAACUAUAAGAACCUCUAGUAUCUCAAAAACGCCGAGCGUACCUGCACCUCAGGCAAUUGAUCCUUCAGCUUCCACGCCAUUUUCUCGAGCCGCAGAAAAGGCACCGGAGGCCAAUACGCGUACAUCCCAAGGUACCGCAAGUGUCAAUGGGGUAGAAAAGACAACCAAUGGUGUAUCAACAGUUGCGUCUAUGGUACGAGGUAGAAGUUGGAAACAUUUAAGUCCGGAAGAAAGACGUCAGAUUUGGGUUGCUAAGCAUGACCCUGAAAAAUUCGACUCCUACAUCUACGGUAAGCUCAAUGAGCCGAAUCAGCCAGGUUCCGCUUUGUUUGGUCUCCCAGAGUGGCAACAACCACCCCGAAAGACUCGUCCCGCAACACACUUUGCGUAUAUGGACCCACGGGUUCAGUGGACGCAACCUCGUCCUAAGAAAUGGUAUCAAAAUAAACAAGAGGAUAUACGCAGGCGAGGCACAAGAAAAUCCAAUUUUGGUAAAGCUGCUGCGCGUGUAGCACAACGCAAAUUAGAAGAGGAAGAUGGUUACCCUCCUAAGGUCGAAUUACCUGAGCGAGUCAAAAAUAACCCCGCUUGGUUGGCUGCCUUGGAUGAACUCGACGAAAUGGCGCAGAAAUAUGAUGCUUUGCAGCGACAGCGGUGGCGUCGAAGUAGGAAUACCCGCAUAUGGGAGGCCCUGUGGAAAGGGAAAGACAACACGCCAAAUAUAGUCGACGAUGAUGAUAAGAUGGAUCUAGACUCGCCUGAAGCUAUCUAAGUAGUCCAUUUGAAAAUAUAUCCAGCAGAGGGAGAACUUAUGAAGAAAGGGAUUUCCUAUAAAUACUAACUAUAAAUAUGGACUGGCCUGGUCCAUGACGGGACAACGGGUCCAUGAAUUGGGAGGAGGGGAUACAUAUAUUGCAUGGCGUGAGGCGUCUUUAACGCUGGCACACACAUCGACUUACAUAUUAGCCUAGCCUAGGUUGCUGAAAAGCGCCUUGAAUGGAUUGUGGCAGCUUCAAUUAUAAUAGUCCAUAUUAAAGAAAUGAGUCUAUCUAUAUAGAAACUUACUUACAAGC
Messenger RNA from Hypoxylon fragiforme, 3212 nucleotides. RefSeq lists its product as uncharacterized. Lineage: Eukaryota; Fungi; Ascomycota; Sordariomycetes; Xylariales; Hypoxylaceae. The record is from RefSeq and is a predicted model, not a curated record. The transcript has a single exon. The coding region runs from base 671 to 2911 and encodes 746 amino acids.